AUGAAGCCCCACUAUGAAACUUGGAUUACACACAAGAUUGUCGUUGUGAAGGUUAUUGGGCCUAUCAAAUCUGAAAGCUUCCCUAAUGCGAAGUUCAAGGUUGCGAGAGGAUCAACUUGUCAAACCUACGAGUUCACCCUCGCAGACCUGCCUUGUUUAAAUCCCCAUGACUGGAUGGUACUUUACAACAUGUUGUUGCGAGAGAAAGAGAAGUACGGACUUGUGAUGUCCCAUCUCCAACUUAUGAUCAAGUCUAAUAUUCGGGAAGUUGGAUUGAUGGAUGUGGAUAUUGCCGCAGUUUUGAGGCAGAAGCCAAACGUUGUUCCAAAGGAAACUCUGAAAGACUACGAAAAGUUAAAGCCAGGAAAAAUAUACAAGGAAGGAUGGUUCGUAGUAUACACGUCAAGAGAUCGACCUGGAGUAGAAUGUCGCAAAUCUCAUUUCCAUCUAGAAGACAAACAUUUGUAUACUACUUCGUGUCUGGAAUUUAUAUUGGACCUGGUUACGAAGUUCAAGGGAAACCACAAGGAUGAUGUUAAAUGCUUCUCAGAUAUGAUUGUGUGGUAUAUCCAGGUUCGCAAGUUGUUGUUGUGUUUCAUGCCAAAAAUAUACGAAGUGCAGAAGCGAAUCACCAACUAA
Lactuca saligna is the source of this 639-nucleotide messenger RNA. The record is from the annotation of a GenBank genome assembly. Lineage: Eukaryota; Viridiplantae; Streptophyta; Magnoliopsida; Asterales; Asteraceae.